Molecule: messenger RNA, 3537 nt
Organism: Leptopilina heterotoma
Lineage: Eukaryota; Metazoa; Arthropoda; Insecta; Hymenoptera; Figitidae
Product: ras-related and estrogen-regulated growth inhibitor-like
Exons: 6
Coding region: 1491-2156 (221 amino acids)
Molecular function (GO): GTPase activity; GTP binding
Source: RefSeq, a predicted model, not a curated record
GGAAUCGCUGUUAGACGGUGCACAGUCUCAAAUACGAGCAUUCGCCGGCGAGCGCUCAGCGCGAAUAGUUCACAUCGUAUGUACGUGCUUAGCAGUCGACGCUUCUCCUUACACUUUAACCGGCAUCGUCGGACACAUUAAUCAAGGAUAUUUCGUGAAAAGAACUCAAUUCUUUUAUCAAAGUGAAAAUUCUUCAUUACCUCUGGAUAUUUAUCAACAUUAUAUUUGCAAAGGAAAUUUCAUCCUCAAGUGAAAUUCAUGAGAAUUUAGUGUGUGCACAUAAGAUUUAUAAUUCGCGAUCGGUGAUCUUAACGAGCUUCUCAUUUCAGAAGGACAGUCUUAAUACUAUCGAGAAAUGGCAAGCCCCACGUGACGAGACGCAUCUGUCGCGACCAGUACUACCUCCACCACCAUCGACACUGUCAUCAUCGUGGAGUUACUUACUCCCAGAUAAGUCCCGAGGACGCAGAGAAAGUGAAGUGAUCGGCCAAAGAGAGAACUGGAAGCGUAGUCAAGAGCUAAGUGGCGCCUCGGCACUUUGAGUGGUUGCUCUUGUGCCUUCAUUACGCGAAUUCCUGCGGCUAUCUUCGUGACCCUCAACGGAGAAUUAUUUUUAAAAAAUAAUAAAAAAACCAUCAAUUUUUCCAAUCAGAAAAUCAAAUCUAAAGUGAAAAACAAGAAAUAAUUUUAAAAUACACCAAAGUAACUGUAAUUUUAGUGGAAAAUUAUUUAAAAAACCAUUUCUUCAAAAGAAUUACAAACUUUUUAAUUUUUUUUUUUGUUUGUGCAAAAUUUCAGAAUCUCAUUUGAUGGCAAACCGCAAAGUGUUUGAUAAAUGAGAAAGAUAGAAGUACUUUGAGUGGAUAAAUGAGGAAAGUUGUGGCUGGUAAUUUAGCUGGCAGUGAAUUCCCUUCCUGUAAAGAAUAAUUACAAAGCGGUUUUUGUGAUUAUACUUUGAUAUCGUGUGUGUCGAGUGUUACUUUGGAAAUCCGCGAAAAAAGCAUGUGCCACUUGUUUACAAUUUCGAAGAAAAUAUUUUGUGCACCCAAGUAAUCUUAUGAGUGAAUAAAUUUUAGCGGUGGACCGCGAGAGAGAGAAAAAAGGGACAAGUUUCUGGGAUGUUGCGGGCAAAACGCGGUUGGAACGACGACUAAAAGGUAAAAGGGAAUCCGAUCCGAGUUAGAUGCAAAUCAGUGACAGUUGGCGCGUAUUGUCGUGUUUGUAAACACUUUUAUCAAAGCACAAAUCUCCAAGUGAACAAGACUCACCUUUACCCCUACAUCAUUUGAAGUGGGUCAGUGCUCUUCUCUUAAAAGAGACCGCAUUGUGAUUUUCAACAGUGGGAAUUUGCGCAGAGCGCGGUCAAUGAUAACAGUCAUUUUUGAACUCGUUUUUGUAAAAAGAAAGAGAGAAAAACGAAGUAAGUGACCAAAAGUGCACUCUCAGAUUAACAUCAGAAUUUAAAAGUAUAAUGUGUCUAUGUGCUUCCAAUGACACCUAACAUUUCGCCCUGCCAGCUGAUGACGAACGUCAAUAGGAUAAAGGUGGUCGUCCUCGGCGGCCCCAGAGUCGGAAAAUCUGCCGUUGUAGUACGAUAUUUAACAAGACGUUAUAUUGGUGAAUACAGCUCUACUAGUGAUUUCCUCUACCGUCAUAGUGUUCCUAUCGAUAAUGUUACUACCGAGGUCGAGAUACUGGACACUUCCAGGUGCGAGGAAAACAAUUGCCUAUACUCGCACAUAAGAUGGGGUGAGGCAUUCGUCAUUGUUUACAGCGUGACCUGCAAACAAAGCUUUCAAGAGGCGAGAGGACUUCUGAAGCAACUGGCGGAUCUUCGUUUACCAUCUUAUUUCACUGCCCUUCUACUUGGCAACAAACGAGAUCUCGAUCAUGCCCGUGAGGUGUGUGUGGACGAGGGUCAACAGUUAUCCUUGGCCCAUGGCUGUCAAUUUUACGAGGUCAGUGCCGCAGAGAGUCCUGCAGGUGCGGCCCUUGCCUUUCAAGCCCUCCUUAGGGAAGCUCGUUCCGUACAACUCCUGCGUGCAUUACCUAUAAGAAGAAAGCUCGGGGUACAUUCGGUUUCGAGGGUAUUGGGCACAAUAUUCGGCAAAAAUACCACCAAGGACCGAAAAAAGAGACCAUCGCUAAGCAUAUGACGCCUUCUGUGCGCCCUCCUCCUCGGAGGACGUAACGAUCCCGAAAAAGGAACCAACAUUAUUAUACUCAGCAGUAAUGUUUACGCUAAUCGCUGAUGAGAUACGAUAAUAAACUCUUGGUUCCAAGUCAAUUAUUUUCAGGGAUGACCCUGGAAAACGGAAAAGAAUCUCCAAGCUCUCAGGCUCUCUACAGUUGACCGAGGGAGGACAUCUGGCGACCCUGAAAUCAAAGGACGUGCGAUCUGAGCAGGUGGAGUUUCUUGCAUUUAUGAAGAUUCGUCACGAGUAUUAGGAUAUAGCUUGUCACGUGACCAGUUUGUUCAGAAAAGUAUUAAACAUGAUUUAAAAACCCAGAGACAAAACGAUUACCAGGAUUUUCUCUUGGUGACUUAUAUUCAUAUAUAUAUGUAUAUGAAACCAAAGAAAGAUAAUUUGUUUUAUAUCAAUGAUGAUAAUAAUUUUACCCCGCAAGGUAAACAUUCCCGUUUUGUAUUAAAUUUAUCUAAAGAUCUCUUUAUCUAGAAAUUCAAUUGUCUCUUUUCUAAACAUUCAAAUAGGGACAGUCAAAGAAGUUAUUUUAAGAUUUUGAUUUAGCUAUAUAAAAAAAGUUGAGGAUGAUUUUGAUUUUGAAAAAAGUAAUAAACUAAGAAAACUUUUAUUUGAAUCAGAUAAAACUAUUUUCUAGUGGAUUUCAAAUUAUUAAUAAUCCCAAAAAUUAAAAUUAUUUGUUCUUUCCUUAAGAUUAAAUUCGCAGUAAGAAAAAAAGUAUUGGAACUCUGAGUCUUACUCAUUGACUUUGCAUCCAUCCAAAUCAUGAAAAUUACGGCUUUAGUUGGAUGGUGAAUGCGUCUUCGGUUUUCACAAGUUCAUUGAUAAAAAUUCAUUGAUUGAUUCCACUUUUCUACAGUCUUUUAGUGUUAAAAUCAAUCAUUAUUUGUGCAUUAAUCAAUGAAUCUUUCUUAAUAAGUUUGUGAAAACAGACGACGUAUUCAGUUUGAGCGAUUAACGCAUUCAACCCCAUUCGUCAUUUUUAUGAUUUUACAUUAGUUGAGUGUCAACGCCAGUGAGUAAAACCGAGAGUUCUAAUACUUUUUCUUCAUACCUCGGUCGAAAGUACGUACUUCCCUCUGCGAUUUCACAGCAGAAAGUCAAACAUUUGUGCUUUGGUUGAUUUUCAUACCCAACCUCUAUUACAGCGGGAGUAAAAGAAUUAUCUGUCGGUAAAAACACCACUGUCGGUAAAUAAGAAAAUUUCCAAUUCAAUGACAAUUUAACGAGUAAUUGUUAUCGCAAUAUAAAAUGAGAAAAAAAAUUAUCAAGAAAACUUUUUAUACUUUAUAAAUUUAUUAUCCACAAGCUCCGAAUAUUGAAAUGAACGAAA